AUGGGUUGCAAAAAAGCAGUCGCAGAAGAUCUUCUAGUUGACAUCCCCGACACCGUCAAUGCUCAACCAGCACAAUCCCAACCUCAACCAAAGCCAAAGCCCAAAAGACUGAAGAAGGCUCAGCCCAAGGCGAUCCAGCACGCCCACUCAUUCUCAAUGCAAGCUUUUGAAAUGAGGAAGGAGUUGGCUAACAAAAUCAGGGAGGUUGCUGGUGAAAUUCCACGAGAGUUGGGUAGUCUACAGAGUUUGGAGAUCUUAGCUAUAGAGGAUGCCACCCUCACUGGUGUCAUCCCAUCUUCUAUCUUUAACAUCUCUUCAUUGAAAGAGCUUUAUCUGUGGACGAAUAAAUUGACAGGAAAUAUUCCAAGAACAAUUGGCAACUGUACCUUACUCUCGGUAUUGGAUCUUGCUACUAAUGACUUGACUGGUAACCCAUCUAUCUCUCAAACUUUAGUUGCUCACUUUGGGAAGGAAAUGGGCAUUAAUCUUAUCACACCAAACACUUCAUUUUUUAUUAGUAACUUUCCUGUGAAGAUUUUUGUGCGGUAA
This is a messenger RNA of Camellia sinensis, 549 nucleotides long. Lineage: Eukaryota; Viridiplantae; Streptophyta; Magnoliopsida; Ericales; Theaceae. The record is from RefSeq and is a predicted model, not a curated record.